AUUUUUAGUUAUCGAUUUCGCGAAUGAUCUUUUAUUUUGAAACAACAGUUAAAGUGGUGCCUCAAAGAAUUAACCGAGACUCAAAGCAAUCAAUUUAUUAAAUGAAAACAGGCGAAGUGGCAAGUGGUCGCGCGAGCAUUGCGACAAUGGAGACAAGUGACGAGAGUGUGUCAAAGCAAGGUAGCAGGAAGAAACGCGGCCGUCCGAGAAAAAAGACAAGCGCCGUGAGCGCCGCGAACGCAGCGAACGCAGCGACCAAGACGGCGACGACGACGUCGACGUCGGUGACGUCGACGACGACGAGACGCAGGAGCGCGCUGAGAAAAGAGGCAGCGCCGGCGACGAGCGCGGAAGAGAAGAGGCAAGAGCCGACUAAAAGAGUGAACGAGCUGAUCAGCGAAGAGGAGAGGCGUAAGAUCGAGACUUACUACUAUCUGGAUCUGAGCUUCGUGGACAAGCGCAAAGUGAAGAAGGCCAUCUCGGUGGGCGGCGACAAGACAUACCGCUGCAAGCUCUGCCAGAGCGCCUAUCCACGCCUGGACAAGUGUCAAGUGCACGUGUGGCGCCACUUCGACAUGCUGCCGUACGUGUGCCACGCGUGCGACUUCAAGACGUUGACGGUGACGAGCAUCCGCGGCCACGUGCGCAAGUUCCACCUGAAGCUCAAGCCCUUCAAGUGCGAGCAGUGCGACAAGCGCUACUCGGUGGCGGUGCUGCUCAAGGAGCACAUGCUCGCACACUCGAGCGCGCAGCCGUAUCGCUGCGACUACUGCGACUUCGGCUGCCUGAACAAGCGCGUGCUCGUGGCCCACCUGACCAAGCACAAGGCCGAGAAGGACGUGCUGUGCGACAUCUGCGGCCGUGGCUUCUAUUCGACCAAAAAGAUGCGCGCCCACCGCAACACCCACGAGGAGUCCAACGCGAUCAAGUGCGACAUCUGCUUGGCCUACGUCAGCACGGAGAAGGCGCUGCGCCGCCACCACGCCAAUGUGCACACCAAAGACUACGUCUGCGAGGUCUGCGCCAAGAGAUGCACCACCAGGAAGGCCCUGCACAACCACGUAUACCAAGUGCACUCGGACGGCAGGCACCAGUGUCCCAUCUGCCCGAACGUCUACAAGAACGGAUCGAUGCUGCAGGAUCACAUUCUCAAGCACCAGGGCAUCCGCAAGUACAAGUGCGAGAUCUGCGCUAAGACCUUCGCCCAGAGGACCCACCUCACCACGCACAUGGCCGUGCACGACGAGAAACGACACAAGUGUCCCGGCUGUCAUAAAGGCUUCAACAGACAGGACAACAUGAAGGUGCAUACCCGCAACUGCGCCAAAUUCCAGGCAGACCCCGACCUCGCCAAGCUCUUGCCCACCAGAAGAUACAAAGCUGCGGCCGCUCGCAAAACUUCGGCCGAGCCCAUCAUGAAGGACGCCGAGACUGUUAACAUCACCAUCAAAGUUGAGCCAACGCUCGAUCCCGAUGUCGACAUCAAAGUCGAACCGGCGGACGAUGACGAGACGGAAUAGAACGACCAACCUCUAGAUUAUACCUUUUCUUUGUCUUUUUUCUUCCUUUCUUUUUAAUUGUCAUUUUUUUUUUGAGAAAUAUUACGUUGAUUUAUUUUUUGAAAUUGUUGAAUUUUUGAUCUUUUGACUUGACUCGUAUUAAUCUUGCUAGGAAAUUUCAAUUGUAGAUUUUUUAUGUGCCUGCGAAUUAUACCUCUUAAUGAGUAAAUUUUAUAAAAAAGACUUGUACUGACGAAGCGAUGAAGUUUACGAAGAUUUAUACUAACCAAGCAAUGAAUAUCGCACUAUUUUUAGAAGAAUAAUGAUUUUACAAACGCAUAGCUUUUUCAAAGCUAUUAUUUUUCAUACGUUUGACAAUUGUAUUUUUAUCCAACUUGUUGUAAUUGAGCCCUCGUGCCUUUAACAAUUGUAAACAAUUGUAAACAAUUGUAAGCCUUC
Messenger RNA from Phymastichus coffea, 1958 nucleotides. Its product is annotated as gastrula zinc finger protein XlCGF46.1-like. Bases 102 to 1520 code for a protein of 472 amino acids. Lineage: Eukaryota; Metazoa; Arthropoda; Insecta; Hymenoptera; Eulophidae. Gene Ontology annotation, biological process: regulation of transcription by RNA polymerase II. The transcript is spliced from 5 exons. The record is from RefSeq and is a predicted model, not a curated record. Gene Ontology annotation, molecular function: DNA-binding transcription factor activity; RNA polymerase II cis-regulatory region sequence-specific DNA binding.